Arabidopsis lyrata subsp. lyrata is the source of this 1355-nucleotide messenger RNA. RefSeq names its product dnaJ homolog subfamily B member 1. Gene Ontology annotation, cellular component: cytosol. Gene Ontology annotation, molecular function: protein-folding chaperone binding. The transcript is spliced from 3 exons. The coding region runs from base 139 to 1143 and encodes 334 amino acids. The record is from RefSeq and is a predicted model, not a curated record. NCBI's taxonomy places the organism in Eukaryota, Viridiplantae, Streptophyta, Magnoliopsida, Brassicales, Brassicaceae.
UCGGUUCAGUUCGGUUAAAAUGUGAAUCCCGGAAGAAAAUGAAAAUAAUAACAAGUCGAAGAGAGUCGUCGACCCCUAAAUAAAAUAAAAUCCAGUGAAGAAGAAGAAGAUUGAGUGAGAGAGAGAGAUAAAAUCCAGAUGGGGGUUGAUUUCUAUAAGGUUCUUGAAGUUGAUCGAAGUGCUAAUGACGACGAGCUUAAGAAAGCUUAUCGCAAACUCGCCAUGAAAUGGCAUCCUGAUAAGAACCCUAACAACAAAAAACAAGCCGAAGCUAAAUUCAAGCAGAUCUCUGAAGCUUACGAUGUAUUGAGUGAUCCUCAGAAACGAGCAAUCUACGAGCAAUACGGAGAAGAAGGUUUAAACCAAGCGGCCCCACCUCCCGGCGCCGGUGGUUAUCCUGGAGGAUCAGACGCCGGAGCUUCUUUCCGGUUCAAUCCCAGAAGCGCUGAUGACAUCUUCUCCGAGUUCUUUGGUUUCACAAGGCCUUCUUUUGGUACGGGAAGCGACUCACGCGCUGGACCUUCUUUUAGGUAUGGCGAUGACAUCUUCGCUUCCUUCAGGGCUGCCACUACCGGAGGAGAAGCCUCCAUUCCUGCAAGGAAAUCUGCUCCUAUUGAGAGACAAUUGCCUUGUAGCUUGGAGGAUUUGUAUAAAGGAGUCUCCAAGAAGAUGAAGAUCUCUCGUGAUGUUCUUGACUCUACCGGGAGGCCAACACCGGUUGAGGAGAUUUUGACUAUAGAAAUCAAACCCGGUUGGAAAAAAGGAACAAAGAUAACCUUCCUGGAAAAAGGUAACGAGCAUCGUGGGGUCAUUCCAUCCGAUCUCGUUUUCAUCGUAGACGAGAAACCGCAUCCCGUUUUCAAACGAGACGGGAAUGAUCUUGUGGUGAUGCAAAAGAUAUCUCUAGUGGAAGCUCUCACAGGUUACACCGCACAGGUCACUACUCUUGACGGAAGAACCAUAACAGUUCCGGUAAACAAUGUGAUCAGUCCGUCGUACGAAGAGGUGGUUAAAGGCGAAGGCAUGCCGAUCCCUAAAGAUCCGUCAAGAAAAGGAAACUUGAGAAUCAGAUUCAGCAUCAAGUUCCCUUCGAAGCUAACCACUGAGCAGAAAUCAGGGAUCAAGCGGAUGUUAUCACCUUGAAUGUCCAAGAUUGAAGCAUCUCGUUUCAGUUUUUUUUUUUUUUUUUUGUAUCAAUCUGCUAGCUUUUUUGGAAUCUUUUAGAAGCUGAAUAUGUGCUUAUGGGUUUUUUAUUUAUUUUUUGUUGCAUUUUGGUAAAGUUUUUUAAGGGAAUUGUGAAACGAUGCCGUUUACUUAGUGAUGACUGACGACUAGUGAAGUAAGUUUCUCCUUAA